Daphnia pulex (common water flea) is the source of this 717-nucleotide messenger RNA. Its product is annotated as endocuticle structural glycoprotein SgAbd-1-like. The transcript is spliced from 3 exons. Gene Ontology annotation, cellular component: chitin-based extracellular matrix. The record is from RefSeq and is a predicted model, not a curated record. The coding region runs from base 34 to 609 and encodes 191 amino acids. Lineage: Eukaryota; Metazoa; Arthropoda; Branchiopoda; Diplostraca; Daphniidae. Gene Ontology annotation, molecular function: structural constituent of chitin-based larval cuticle.
UAUCAGUUGUUUCCCAAGCCAACCGAAUACAACAUGAAGCUGUUCGUUAUCGCCGCUGUCUUGGCCGUUGCUGCCGCUGCCAGCUACAAGCCGGAGUACAAACCACCCACUUACUCCGCACCGGCCUACUCCAAACCAGCCUACUCUGCCCCGGCCUACUCUGCCCCAGCUUACCCCGCACCUGCCUACUCUGCCCCAGCAUACAAGGAUAACAAAUACGCCGACAUCACCAUCACCAGCCAAUCUGAUGAGCGCAACCUCGAUGGCAGCAGCCAAUGGAGCUACGCCCAGUCUGACUACACCACCCGCGAGGAAUCUCAGGUCCAAAAGAAGAUGCAAGGAGUCAAAUACGAUUCUUACGGCAAAGCCACCUACGAGGAUGUUAUGGGCAACACCAACAAGGGAUCUUCCUACUGGGUUUCCCCCGAAGGCGAGAAAUUCACUUUGACCUGGGUCGCCGAUGAUGCCGGAUUCCAGCCCAAGGGUGACCACUUGCCCGUUGCCCCCGUCCAUGUCUACGAGCUCCCAGUUGCUCCCGUCCACGAAUACGAACUCCCCGUUGCCCCCGUCCACAUUCCCUUCAACGGAAAGGGCUACAAGAUCUAUUAAAUUAUUGAUACAUGAAUGAAGAUAUAAAUUAUGUCCAAUGUAUCCUUUGUCUUCCCUCUUGACAUUGUAUGUGUUGGUGUAAAUAAAAUUGCAGAACGUCUAAAUUAA